Molecule: messenger RNA, 3740 nt
Organism: Drosophila miranda
Lineage: Eukaryota; Metazoa; Arthropoda; Insecta; Diptera; Drosophilidae
Product: phospholipase A1 2
Exons: 5
Coding region: 391-1533 (380 amino acids)
Biological process (GO): lipid metabolic process
Molecular function (GO): lipase activity
Source: RefSeq, a predicted model, not a curated record
UCGUUGUCGUCAUUAGCAAUUAACACCUCUAGCCUAUAACUUAUAACGAAAAUGCUCCCAAACAAUUAUCACGAAAAGAGGGAGAGAGAAUGAAGGAAGGGGAGACUGAAGUGGAGAGGUAGACAUGACGUCGCCACGCUAUAUCUCUCUCUAUAGUUCCCUGUGCCAUUCGGCGGUUCGGCGAUCGUUCAGAGCCAGAGCCAGAGCCAGAGCGUUUUGUCAGUUGUGCACGCACCAUUGAGCAGGUCAGAGCUCUCAUCUGGCUGGUCGGCGGAGAACAUCUAAAUUGGUGGAGUGUACGGGGGAGAUCGGUAGAUCAGAUCAGAGUCAGAGUCAGAGCAACGCACGCACACGAGCUCUCAGACGCCCCGUGGCGAUCUACAAACAGUCAUGAUCUCGCAGCUGAAUCUGAUCACCAUCGUUGGUGCGGUGGCACUGAGUGCUCUAGCAUCGGCAUCACCUACAAGCACCAGCACAGAGGCAACGGCCACACAGCUAUCCAUGGAGCUGUCUCCCCAAUGCAAUUAUACGCUGAUCAAAACCAAAACCCUUGGCGUGGAUCCCUCAUUCUGGAAGAAGUUCUUUACGCAUCUGAUACCCUUCGUGGGAAGUUCACGGAGUAAAAUGCAAUUUAUACUCUUCAAGCGGGACUUUGCCGAUUGCGGAAGAGAAUUGUUAAUCGACAAUAAGGAGAAUCUGAAAAACUCUGGCUUCGAUGCACGUCAUCCCACAAGAAUCGUCAUACACGGCUGGAUGAGUCAGAGCAAGGGUUCCCACAUCAGGAAAGUGAAGAAUGCCUAUUUGAGUCUCACCCAACCAGGACUGAAUGGAGAACCACCAAGGUACGAGGACUUCAACGUGAUCGUCUGCGAUUGGAGUAAGAUCUCAACGAAUGUGAACUACUUUGGAGUGGCCAAUAUGGUAGAGGAUAUGGGCUUCCUGCUGGCCGAUCUAGUGCGCUAUCUGCACUUGAAUGCCGAUCUUCACUACGAUGACGUCUAUGUGAUUGGACACUCGCUCGGGGCACAGAUCGCAGGAAGUGCGGGCAAGCAGAUACAACCGUUCCGGUUCAACACGAUCUACGCGUUGGACCCGGCCGGACCAAAGUUUCGCGAUCAAACGGAUGAGUACCGCAUCGAUGCUAGUGACGCCACCUACGUGGAGUCCAUCCAAACAAGCGUCAGCCUGGGCUUCGAGCAGCCAGUGGGGCAUGCCACCUUCUAUCCGAACUACGGCAAGAACCAAAAGAAGUGCUAUGUCUAUGGCUGUUCCCAUAAGCGGGCCCACGACUACUUUAUGGAGUCGCUGAUCAGUCCCGCUGGAUUCUGGGGUCCUCGUGCCGAACGUCAGACAAAUGGGACGUGGAUCCUCUUCCUCAGCGACGGGGAGUUCCGUAUGGGCGGGGAGCCAUCGGUACCGAAGAAUGGCACUUUCUACGUAAAGACCUAUGCCAAGCCACCCUAUGCCAUGGGCCACCGAUGGCAGACGGAGCCAGAUCCCGAAGAAGAUGAUGAAAACUCAACAGAUGAAUAGCACGACGGAGGAGGCAAUACACUUGUAGGAACUGUGAAUAAAAUAUGGUUAGAAUUUAAACAGAAUGAUUGAGGUUUUGUCUUUGGUUUGACCGUAGUUUUGUUUCUAUUUAGAUUUCAUACGAGUAAACCUCACAAAACCCGAAAAACCCUGAAUGUACAUAUGCUUAUCUUUGCCCUUUGUCUAUGCAAAAACCUCUUAUCUUUAAAGUAAUUUCAAACAUGUGAAACAAUUUCAGUUUAUGACAAAACGUUAUCCAAGGAAUUUGUUUGUUAUAUUUUUGACGUAACCCAGAUCAGAUGGUUAUUUAUGUACACCGUGUACUUCAUAAUGUUUUCGUAGCAUGGAGUAUAUAUAGUGGAUGUCCAUUCCGUAGUUGUUCCAUAAGCAGGUGGAAAAUGUUACGAGCUCCAAGACUUUGCGGGAUUUUGUUGGUUCUACUAGCCAUGGCUGUGGCCAGGCCUGAACGAGAUCAUGUUCGAUUUUCAAGUAAGUGGCCAAUAGUCGGUACGGACGCGGGAAUCGCUGGAUAUAAAAGUAAAGGACAGGCAGAAAAACCCGAGAAGGAUUCUAGAGAAGCAAAAGAACAGGCACGGGACGAAUAUUCCGAAGAUGCAAGUGAAGAAUUAUUUGAAGAAUAUGAAGAAUCAUUUAGAGAAUCAUCGAAUGAAUUUGCUGGAGAAUCUUUUAAAGUGUUGCUUAAGCAACUUCGACAAGAAGGAACACCUAUUCAACAAAAUACAGAAGAACCAAUUGUUCCAACAACGAUGGGAUCAGGUGAAAUAACUACGGGAUCAGGUGUCCAAGCAACUACGGGACCAACUGUUCCACCAGCGAUGGGAUCAGGUGAAAUAACUACGGGAUCAGGUGGCCAAGCAACUACGGGACCAACUGUUCCACCAGCGAUGGGAUCAGGUGAAAUAACUACGGGAUCAGGUGGCCAAGCAACUAUGGGACCAAGUGACCAAGCAACUAUGGGACCAACUGUUUCAACGAUGGGAUCAGGUGACAUAACUACGGGAUCAGGUGGCCAAGCAACUAUGGGACCAACUCUUCCACCAACGAUGGGAUCAGGUGAAAUAACUACGGGGUCAGGUGGCCAAGCAACUAUGGGACCAACUGUUCCACCAACGAUGGGAUCAGGUGAAAUAACUACGGGAUCAGGUGGCCAAGCAACUAUGGGACCAAGUGACCAAGCAACUAUGGGACCAACUGUUCCACCAACUAUGGGACCAGGUGACCAAUCAACUAUGGGACCAACUGUUCCACCAACUAUGGGACCAGGUUACCAAUCAACUAUGGGAUCAAGUGAGCAAUCAACUAUGGCAUCGAAGCCAGAAACAACCAAAGAAACGAGUCUGGGAUCGACUGCGCAGACAAGCCCGCAAACAACUGAGAGUCCUAGCAAGACAACAACCGAGAUGCCAGAUGAAUGGACCGAAGAUUGGCCCGAAGAAGAAGAAGAAUCAAACGAAGAUCUUUUUGAGGAGGUAGCGGAAGAAAUUUGUUCAUGGUUCAUAGAAUGGUUAUGUUGGUACUGAUAAAACUCUACGAGUACCUUAUACUUUACAUCAGAGGAGCCUUCGAUUUUGUUUUAGUACGUAUUUUUACACAUAUGUAUAUCAGACUAUGUUUGAAACUAAGCUCAAAUUGUUUUGAAUUAUAUUGAGGAAACAAUAAAUUGUGCAAUAAUGACUUCAAUUGUGGUUGCUUACGUAUUUGUGUGGCUUUUGCUGAUGAUCCAUAUCAAAGCCAUAGCCAUACCCAACAUGGAUCCGUUUCUAAACCAGCCAGAUACGGACUAUGAAGAUGUGGAAGAAUGGGGCGCAAUUUAAGGUCCGCAAAGAAGGUCCACCUAUAAACACUGACACUACACUGAAUAAUUGAGCGGUGCCAACAACAUUCAAUCGUUAGGCCCCUAACAUGUAACAUUUUCAGGUGCGACCUAUGCCCUCCGCCCACCCAUCAAUACUCAUCAUGGCAAGGCCCUGGUUAUAAUAUUUACACGCGAUUCACACAGAGAAAGCCUUGAAAUAAAAUCGAUCACAGCUAUACCCGAUAUGGACCUAUUUUUAGUGGACAAGUUCGUGGAGGUGCUUCCCCAUAAUCUGUUGAUGCCCCUCAAGACUGGUGUGCUCAUAGAAUGGAAUCAACUUUACUUCCAAAACUUUGAAGAAAUAAUUACAAAUUAAACAAAUAGAAUCAUA